This is a messenger RNA of Dendronephthya gigantea, 3414 nucleotides long. RefSeq lists its product as uncharacterized. The record is from RefSeq and is a predicted model, not a curated record. Bases 186 to 3293 code for a protein of 1035 amino acids. The transcript has 2 exons. NCBI's taxonomy places the organism in Eukaryota, Metazoa, Cnidaria, Anthozoa, Malacalcyonacea, Nephtheidae.
GCGAGACACACCCACAACCCAUAGGCCAAACUCUACCCCAUCGCGAGACACACCCACAACCCAUAGGCCAAACUCUACCCCAUCGCGAGACACACUCACAACCCAUAGGCCAAACCCUCACCUCGAAACCCCAGUCCACAAUCCAAGCGGGGAAAUAUGUGGCAAAUAUUCAACCCACCAGUGAUAUGAGGAGAUAUAGUACCGGUCACGUUGGCUCACAAUAUUCUGAAACUUCUACUACCGGCACUUACACCUCCCGGGAAGAUUGGACCUACGCGAAAUAUAGUUCAAAUACAAGAAAUACCGAGAUAAGAACAUCUGCUACCGAGGGACACAAUCCCGUAGUACGAAACUCCGAGGACACAAAUGCCGGGUACACAAGAGCAUCAAGUCAAUCUAUCGAGAAACUUUGCUCCGUGGUGCGAAAUGUCGAGGCACCAAAGAACUUAAAGGAACUUUAUUCGAAGGGACCAAAUUCGAAGGGACUAAACUCGAAGGAACCUAAUUCGGAGGAACUAAAUUCGAAGGAACCUAUUUCGAAAGAACCUAUUUGGAAGGAACCUAUUUCGAGGGAACCUUAUUCAGGGGAAACGAAUUCGAAGGAACCUGUUUCAAGGGAACCUUAUUCGGGGGGACCAAAUUCGAAGGAACCUAAUUCGAAGGGACUAAAUGCCGGUGAUGUGAAGAAUUCGACUUUGUUAGCUAUGAAAGUUGCGGACAUUAUUGAACAGCGAAAGGCGCAACGGAGAAAAAAGCGUCGUAGUUCACCAACCGUUGUGGUCAUAUCAGAUUCGGAAGACGAAGGAUUGAAGAUAUCUUCACCGCUUUCCAGCGACGAAAAUGGAGAUGUUUUCACAGCUGCCAGUCCGGUUUACAGAAUAGAUGGAGGUAGCGACGAUUUUCUACGGGAGAAUGUGGAUUUAAAUCCAUCUCGUAAUAGCGAUGGUGAAAGUGCCUGUGUUAUUACCGGGGUUAAAGCACCCGGGGAACAGUCCGUUCGGUUAGAAAGCGAAAAACUCGGCCGUAAGACGAUUGAUGAAACUGGGCCGAGUAGGGUCAGAAGAGAUUCCUAUGAUUUCAACAAUAAUACGAAUGAUAGUCAAGAGGUGACCACGUCGAACUACAAGCAGAAUGGCUUGGGAACGAACCGCGAGCAUGGGGGGAAUGGGCUGAGCACGAGUUAUCGGUCUGUUCUAUACGAGCGGGAAAGUGCGGGACAUUCAGGUACACAGAGUGCCAUCAUGAGUGAGCAGUUGUUGUCGGAUGAGAGCAGGGGACUUAAGAGGUGUCUUGAUGAUAAAUCGGAGUAUUUUGUCGCGGGAUCCGCAGAAAUCGCUGGGAAUUCUCUCCAGGAUGCUGCGAGAAAAAUUCGCAGAAUGUUGUCAAAUGUUUCCAAGAACCACGCCAAUGAUGGAAGCCUGAGUUUCGAUCAGAGAAUGGACAUUUCUUCCAGUCGCCAGUCCUUCCCGGAAAGGAGCGGUUCUGUAAACUCUGGAGAAUACCAAAAGCCGACGAGAAACUACGAAGGCAUGCCGAAGUUGAUACGAUCUCUUUCGGAAUAUGAUCGGACGGAAAGCAGGCCGGAAUUCAAAAGUGAACGAUCUAGGAGUCUUACCUAUGAACCGAGAUAUUCGUCACACGGAUUAAAAAACCGAGAGAAUUGCAUUACCAAGAACGAAUUUGUUGAAAAAUUUAAAUCGAGUAUUCAAGACUGCCUGGAUGACAGCAAGCCUUUGAAGACAAUGCCACGUGACGAACUUUUAUGUCGCAAAUAUGACACCGAGUUCACUGAGAAGCCUGGAACCGACAGCAACCAGACCGUCGUGAAACUACCUAAAGUUGGUCCAAAACCGACCGGAAUCGUGGUCGGUGUGAAGAAGUCACCGGAGGUCAAGCAACCGCUGAAACAGGAGUCUUUGGGCUCGAAAAGUGAAUUGAAAAAUUUGCUAAAACCUCAGGUCAUUGGUUUGGACAACGAAUUGAAGCAACUGCUGCAAUGCGGGAGUGCGGGCUCAGAAAAACCUGCAAAGGACUCUGGUAUAAAAUACAUCGUCAUACCCGAAGAAGAUGAUGUAAUACACAAGACGGAGAGUCCCGAGCUCGGCGAUGAUUUGAAUGUACUUCAUUUUAGCGUUGUCAAAAAGGAUGCAACACCCAAGGGAGCAAAGUCCGAAGCUCACGUGAACAGCAUAGUCGGCUCACGUGAUAAGAAACCUGUAUCGCAGCAGUGGGAGACUUAUUCGCUGAAACUUGAGCAGAGUAACGCGACAAAGGAUAGUUGUAGUGAAAAUUCAACUGUCUCUCCUGACAUCAGGCGAAAUUCCUGGAAAGAAUUAGAGACGGGAUUUUUGGCCGAGGAAAACCGAGAAUCCGGCGACGAAAAUCGAAAGCGAAAAAGCUCGGGUCAGAAAUCGUACAAGUUCCAUGAUUCUACGAAACUUGUUUCGGAGCAGUACAAACGUCGGAAAUUGUCGGAAGAAGGCGGAAUUCAAGAUGGCGAUUUCACUACUGAUGACGUGCCCAAAACGACAACACAGACAUCGAUAUGUCCGCCUAAGGAUCUUAAUAACUUGCUUCUCGUCACAAAAGACAGUAAUUCGCGUAUCAUAAUAACAACAGCAGAUCCUAACUCCCCAGUGUUAAGUCCCUCGGAGAAAAACCCCCACGAUAUUCAACCCUCGGUGAGAAAACCAAGCCCAACUCAACCCUGGGAAGAAAAAACCUACGACAAAAAUGGCCAGGAAAAUGACCCCCAGCUCCACGAGAUUCAACCCCUGGAGAUUGCGCGCUCCACGUCACCGGGGAAAGAGACGCAGCAGAAAGAAGAACUUUCUUUAGCUGAAUGGACAGAAAUUUUACAAGGGCGAAUUGCCCAAGUCAAGGAAAGUAUCGAGGAAGAAAAGACGCCUUGGAAGACAAAGAACAAGAAAAAAGUUUUGGAGAAACUCGAAAAUCAUUAUGCUUGGAUAAUGGGACCAGAUGUCGACGAAGCGUUCUUCGUUUCUCGGAAAUUACAGUUUUUUCAAACGAUGCGGAAACAGUACGAGUUGAUGAAUAAAGUUAAAACGCAAAGACAGUCGAUGAAGACUUCAGACAGCACCCCACAAGUUGAGGAAGAUACGGAAAAAUCAAAAGAGAAAGCCGCCAAACAAGUUGAGGUGACAAAAGAAGCGGCCAAACGUGUGACAAAAAAGACGAAAGGCAUUAAGAAAAUGGUUAAAUGUCGGCCGAAAAGUGUGAAAAAUACUGGAGGCAACCUUAUGAAAAAAAUAAGAAAGGCAGUCCUGUUAUAAUAAACUAUGGCGCUCUAUAUUAUAUUAUGUGAGUCAAUUUGAACUAUUACGAUUUUCCCUUCGGGCAGUACCCCUGAGAUUUGUAUAUAUUUUUUCAUUUUAUAUGAGCAAAUUCCCUUCU